Messenger RNA from Acanthosepion pharaonis, 768 nucleotides. The record is from the annotation of a GenBank genome assembly. Lineage: Eukaryota; Metazoa; Mollusca; Cephalopoda; Sepiida; Sepiidae.
AUGCAUCAAUCUUGUAUAUUUAAAAGGUGGUCUUAUACACAUCUAUCUAUCUAUCUAUCUAUCUAUCUAUCUAUCUAUCUAUACUAUCAGUCUCUCUGUCUCUUUCUUUAUCGCCGGAGCAAAGUGCGUCAACUGGGAUGCUACAGAUGUCUAACCCUCUCUCUCUCUCUCCCUCUCCCUCUUUCUCAAUUUUGUUACCACUCUCUCUCUCUCUCUCUUUCUCUCGCUCUCUUUCGGUCACUCUUUUUUCCCCCCUCUUUUUCAUUAAACAGCGGAUUUGACUUUUCUUUCUUUCCUUGUUUCUUUGUUUCUUUGUUUCUUUCUUUCUUAUCCUCAAAGAAACAUUCCUUCCUUUUUUUUUUACCCUAUCCUUACUGCACCUUCAGAUAUUCUUUUACACUUUCCCAGUUACCGAUUUCUUUUUUCCCCGUUAAGUUUAUGCAAAUAUCUGUUUAUUGUUAUUUUUCUUAUUCCAAAUCAUUCAAUAUUUUUCACAUUUUCUUUCUUUUCUUAGUUUUGGAAUUUUCCUCUCAUAUCGAUGUAUUCACACCUAUUUUUUCUUCAGAAAUGCACGCAUUUUUCUGUAUCUCUUCCUCUCAACUCCUCCCUACCAGUCUUUUAUCUUUUUUAUUCAGUGUUGCUUUUUCAUUUUUAUGGUUUCUUUUUUUUUUCACCAUUAAUUUAUUUCCAUUACUCUUUUUCUCAUUCUUUCUUUCUUUUUCUCGCAUUUCCCUCACUCUCUUUCACACAAGCACAUACUGUUUCUAA